This is a messenger RNA of Macrobrachium nipponense, 7432 nucleotides long. RefSeq lists its product as uncharacterized. Gene Ontology annotation, molecular function: palmitoyl-(protein) hydrolase activity. The transcript has 5 exons. The record is from RefSeq and is a predicted model, not a curated record. Bases 1 to 783 code for a protein of 260 amino acids. Gene Ontology annotation, cellular component: membrane. NCBI's taxonomy places the organism in Eukaryota, Metazoa, Arthropoda, Malacostraca, Decapoda, Palaemonidae.
AUGAGAGUCAAGAAGAGUUGGUUGGCAAGCAAUGAAGUCGAGCAUGCACAUCUCUGUGAAGGUGCUGUAGUUGAUCUAACAGAGUUGCAUAAUAAACACCAUACGGGAAUUGACAGAACACUAUAUUUAGCCAAGAAGUUGGACCCUGAAGUUUCCAGAGAAUGUGUGAAGAAGGUAGUGCAGUGUUGUGAUGAUUGUCAGUCCACUGAUCCUGCUCCUGUGAUGCACAAAGGAGGCGAAUUAAGUGUUGAAAGAAACUGGCAGCGCUUAGCUAUUGAUGUUACUCAUUACAGACAGAUACCCUAUUUAUCAGUGGUUGACUGUGGUCUAGGUGGAGCUGUGGCUGUAGACUGUGUCAGUCGUAGUGAAAUUAGCAGUAGAAUUGCCGCUAUGGUGCUAGAGAAUACAUUUACAUCUAUUCCAGAUAUGGCCAAAGUGUUGUUUUCUAAUGUUAAAGUUCUUGCAAAGUUACCUCAGUGGUGCCACAAAAACAAGUAUCUUUCAAAAUAUAAGAUGUGUAAGGUGGUAGUGCCAACAUUAUUCUUAUCAGGACAGGCUGAUUCCUUGGUGCCACCAAGAAUGAUGAUGGAACUAUAUCAUUCAUGUGCUUCCCCUGCCAAACGUUUAAUGCAGUUUACACAAGGUUCUCAUAAUGAGACUUGGAAGUGCCCUGGUUAUUAUCAAGUGUUGGCUCAUUUUUUAGAUGAGGUCUUCAAAAGAACGACACAACCUCCUGUAUUACAUCCUGGUGUUGUGUGCUUCUCUGAACCAGAAAUACUCUAGCUCCAUUUGCAUAGGCCAAACUUUGGUGGACAGAUGGAAGAAGAUUCUGAGAACUUGUGAUAUUCCUCAGUAGAUCUCCCAGGUAAGUAAGAAAGCUUUAUCACCAAAAACUGAGACGGUUAAGCAGAUAUUGCACAUGAAGAAGAUACACUCCGAGUUUCUUGAAGAUUACAAGAAAUGUUUGUGAUAUAUAAUGACUAUAUGGAAAACCUUGUUUUUACUGUAAAAUUUUUGUUUGAUUGUAUGUCAUUUUUUAUUUAUUGUAAUAAAUAGUAUAAAAUUUAGACUAAAGUACUGUACAAAGAUGGGAACUUGCCUGUCAUCUUUUAUCAUUUGAUUUAUUACUUUACAUGUCUCGCAUAUUGUUAUGAAGCUUUUGUUAUAUGAAAGUGGAAGACAUUCUGUACCAGUUAGCUACAUUAAUUUUCUUUUAAAUUCAUAUUUAGUGGAAAAUUUUUGUGAAACGGAAACUUUUCAAAGCCUGUGCAUCAAGGUUUGUUAUCAUUAGUUUUGGAAUCAAAGAUCACAAUGUUAUUCAAUCAUGAAAUACGUAGAGUAUUGGUUGGUUUUUACUUUUAUGGGUCAUACGUCCAUUUCUAUCAUAGGUAUUCUGUCUCCCUUUUACAACACUCAGUUUGUAUCAGAUCUUCAUCCUGUUUUGAGAAACUAAGAGUCCAGUUUUAUAGUUCUUAUGAACUAUUGUAGCCUUACCUUGUACCUUAACUAUCUCUUUAAUUAUCCCAUAAUAUCCCAACUUAUUCCUUAUCUUAUUUAGCAAUUAUAACCAUUUCUUUUUUUAAAGCAUAGCCACUGUUUGUCCUCAAAGGAGUUACUCUCAUGGUUCCCCCAAGGCAUCUGUAAGAGAGACCAGCCUAUCUCAAAGAAUUCUUUUAUAGUAGUUGGUCUCAGACAAAAUGGUGCUUGUUGGCUCAGUGAUAGAAUAUAAAUGACUCAAGACAAGAGGGCUGUAUCUCUUGUAUACUGCAACUGCAUGGCUAUUUUCCUAAUCAAAGUUUCGGACUGAGCCAGUGUUGGAUAUCCAAGGGUUUUGUUCCAAAAAAUUUGUUUUUGAGUUCAUUUUUCUUAUCAAGUGAAGUUUUUCAAAUGAUGAAUAAUGAACUCAGUGAAAAGUAUUAGUUCCGUUAAAAUUAUAAUAGGUAGGCUUAUUUUUGUUAAAAUUGGGAGCCAGUAGGUCUCUUGGCAGGUGAAAAUUAGAAUGAGAUCAUUAUGCUAUGCUGUAGGUGCCCUGCUGUUCUUGCCUAUCUAACAAAGCAAUAUGUAUUUAGCAUUAAUGCAAUAAUAUUAGACAAUUUUGAUAUUGAAACUCAUUAGUGAAUUACUUUUUUUAAUACAAUGGCGUUCCCUACCAAUGCCGAUAAACCACUCGUAAGUGGUUUAUCGGCAUUGGUAGGGAGUUUAUUGGUGUUGGUAUGUAGUUUAUCGGCUUUGUUAAGGGAGUUUAUUGGCGCUUAUGCCAUUAUAAACAUCAUUUAUUACCAUAAUUAUUGUGAUGUUUCAGUGAACAACGAUUUUUGGUUGUCAGCACUCGACUUGGAGCGGAACCCCCUCAUAGGCCGUCCCCGGUUAAUGGCGGGAGGGGGCGGUGGUUUGUGUUCCAUUCUGUUCUCAGCAGGGUGCUGAUAAGCGAAAACUGCCAUUAACCGAAACUUGGUGAUUUAUGUUGCUGAGUUUCGGUUAAUAGUGCUUCUGUUAGGUAUGUUAUGGUGCCACUACAGUGUUGGCGUCCCACCUCGGUGGUCGCGAGUUUGAAUCUCGGCCAUUCCAUUGAGGAGUGAGAGAUGUGUAUUUCUGGUGAUAAAAGUUCACUCUCAACGUGGUUCGGAAGGCACGUAAAACCGUUGGUCCCGUUGCUGAAUAACCACUGGUUCCAUGCAACGUAAAAACACCAUACAAACAAACAAUCUAUUAUCAGUACCCUGUGGCCACAAUAACCGAAUCUCUACUUGUUAUGAUGCCAUAAAUUGCCGAUUUUAUGGCACUAGACGAACGCCAUAAAACUGGAUUGCCAUUCACCAAGUCUGCCAAUAACAGAGGACUGUCUCUUGUAUAGCACACAAACAAUUUCUUACUGGGAGGCCCCAGCCUUCUGCCCCUUCACUUUUGAAACAAUCACUCAUGUGAAGACAAAAUUUCAGGAUUUUGUGGUGACUGAGAAGCAAGAGUUAUGGCAGAAAUAAAACUACAGACAGUCCCCAGUUAUCAGCGGCCUCGGUUAUCAGCUGGUUUUAUGCACUUGUUUAACACUGGAAAUUGGCUAUUUUUGGCACCGAAAUGCACUGAUUUCCAAUUAUUAGUGUUGAUGAUAGAGUACUAUUAGUGCCGAUACAUGCCUAACAGAAGUCCCAUUAAUGGGUUAUCAGUGCCAAAAUCCUGUUUUUGGUGAUUUUCACUUGUCAAGCAUCAGAAUGGAACCCCUGCCUAUAACUGGGGACUGCCUGUAUUUGUCUCUGCCAUCCCAAUAUCAGAUAAUUCUACAAAAAUUUGUCCUUCCUUUUGAGGGAAAAAUUCCCAGUGAUGUGGCUACACUGCAAUUGGAAUUCAUAUAAGAAAAAUCUCAGAUAUGACAGACAUGGCUGAAUUUCAUGUUAGGCUCCUCCUCUGAAAAUCAACUCCUGGACUGCGUAAUAAAGGCAAGGGAAAGGAUGUAGCCCAAUAAGACUUUUGGGGGUUGUCUUCUGCAGCAUCACAGGCAGUGGGAGUCUUUCCCUUGGGAAGACAAUAUUAUUUUCAAGUGGCUACGGUGGAAAUGGUACCACCAUCCCCCUCCUGUAAAGAAAAUGGUUGAUAACAUUUUUUCCUUGGACCAGUAUUCCAAAAACACUACAUUAUUGCUAUGAGAGUGAUGGUCAUACUGAGGUUAGUGGGGAAAGUGCAAUAAUUCUAAAGUCAGAGCCAUGACCAAUAAUACGUACAGGUAGUCCUUGAGUUAUGCUAUUUUGAGUUGUGUUUUUUUUUUGAAGUUACGAUGAUGAUACCAGUUACAACAUUUCGAAGUUACGAUGGCAGUACUGGUACAACAAAAUUUGAAAUUUUUGAAAUCUGGCACAGUGGGCAUAGGCAGCAGUGUAUGAUGUAUAUGUUGCCUUGAGAGUCUGGGAUGUCUGUAUCUCUUGCCUUGACCGAUCCCUUGCUCAUGCUCGCCAUCCACAGUGUCAAGUUGUGUCAAUUUGUGAAAGAUCAGCAUGUCUUUCAAAUGCCCAAGUGAGUCCUGCUGGUGGUGUGAUGAAGAAGAGGUAUAUCAUCACUGUAGAGCAGAAAGGCAGUCACAGUUAGGCUGCCUCUGAGUUACAAUAUUUUCAUGUUCAAUGGAUCAUUGUAACGUAUCCCCAUUGUAGCUAGAGGACCACUGUUUGUAGGUUUGUGUAUUGAUGUUUUCUUUUGCCAAACCCUAAUGGGUAUCUAGAAUAAAGAAAAUAGUUGAUUACAUGCCACUAUACCUUGGACCAAACUUUGAUCUUGGUGGUUGGAAUUUACUAUAUACUAUACUUGCAUAUCAUGCAACUUUUGAAGCCUUAAUUUUGAAGCUGAUUUUAAAGGGGUCACAGCAUACAUGAGAUGUAAAAUUAGUUCAUGUAAUAUUUGCAUAUUAGCAUCUUAUAACUUACAAACAUAACAAGUAUCCAUCUUUGCUAUGGAUGUUUUAAAAGUUAUGCUUUACUUCACCUUAUUAUCCAGUAAUAUUGUAUGUAAGGUGGUACCUCAUUUGUCGAACAUUCUGUUUUUUUAACUAAAUUUUUUAGAGCAUUUUGCAUGGUUUGUCUGACAAAUACUCGUACUUUGAACUGACUGAUUAUUUGACUAAUUUAUACUUGUAUUCAACGGCCUAUUGCAUCCCACAAGAAACACUGUAUUAACAUGUUUUUUCCUUUAAAAUAUAUAGUUUAAUGAUAACCAUAUUCAACAAAAUGAAUAAAAGAAUGAAAUAUUUCUAUAUGAAAUUUAGCAUAAGAGAUGUACAAAAUCAUACUUCACCAUGGUGACAUCAUGCGCAGCUGACUUGAGACUGAAUAAGGCAGUGGUGACAUUGAGGAGAGAUGGAGAAGAGAGAGUUAAAAUACUUCUGGAUGUAUGUAAAAGCAAUAACAAUUCACAUUAAAAAAGGGAAUUUCACAAUAAAUUUAACAUAUAAUAAAAUAUGAAAACAGUCAAAUGCAAUACAGAAACAGUGAAAAUAUAAAAAGUCUUAGUUGAGCCAGUGUUUGGUGCGCUGAGUGAGACAGUAUGCUUGUUUAAUGAUAACCAAAUUCAACAAAACAGUAAAUGAAAGAAUAAAGCUUUCCAUAAUAAAAUUUAGCAUAAAUGAUUUUAAAAAAUCAUUCAUCAGUGCAGUGAUGCACAGAUAACUUGAGAUAGAGGGAGAGAGCAUGUAUAUUUUUGAGGAAUAAUGAAUGAAUGGUUUUAGGUUAUCAUGCUCCAUGCAGAGGCGUAACUAGGGUUACUGGCACCCAGGGCAAGCAUAGAAAAUGACACCCUUUGUUAUGGAAUAAAUCCUAAGGAUUAUGGAUCUGUACCACAAAGAUUCAGUUGACAGUGUUACCAUCAUUAUUGAGGGAGAUACAAAUGUUUUACCAACACUAUUCUGCCCACAAAAAAGAAAUAGGGAGUAUUUGAAAAAAAGCAAUACAUAAUCAUGAAGUUCUGAACUGAAAAACUGUGGAAAUUAGCAUUGAUAAAAACAGUUUUUGAUCAAAGUUUUAAUGCACUCAAGCUUCACAGUGAUACAAAAUCAUUAGUUAUAGUCAUGGAGUUUAGUGAUACCAGCGUUAUUGAGGGAGAUACAAAUAUUUUACCUACAGUAUUCUGCAAAAAAUAAAUAAAUGAAAUAAGAUUUAUUAUUUAUAAAAAAAAAUAAAAAAAUAAAUAAGCAAUACAUAAUUCUGAAGUUCUGAACUAAAAUAAUUGGUAAAUUAGCAGUGAUAAAAACAGUUUUAGAGAGAAUUUUUAAAUGCAUUCAAGUUUUAGAGUUGCAAACUUGUUAGUUUGAGUAAUGAUUUGACUUGUCAUUCUCUAAUAGCCCUUACCAAUAAAACGACUUUCAUUAAAACUGAAUAAACAAAAUGAAAACUAAUUUUUCAGCUUCUGAAACCGCUUAGAUUUAACAUUUAGAAUGCAACAUUCAUUAUAAAGAGAUUAGAAAAAAUAAAAGUUGAUGGCAAUUAUAUUUGGACUCUGAGAGACUUUGCUGAAGUAAAAUUAUCAAUAACAUCAUCAAAGUUAAUGAGUUCUACCUCUUCAUGCUCAAUAUUAAGAAAUGAUGGGGUGUUAAGUCUAUCCUGCUCCCAUGAGGCUCUGAGAUAAGCCACAAUAAAUUUCAGUUUACUGAACGAACGUUCACAGCUUGCAGUUGAAAUUGCUAUAGUGGGCAUAAGUUGGAUUGCUACUCUUAAGUUGGGGAAAACAUGUUCAUCACCAUAUAUUAUAUUGUAUAAUGAAUUGGAUGAACUUCUCUGAGGUGGAAAUCUGAACAUCCGUUCUACUGGCCAAGAGCAUUCUGCAGUCUAAGAUUUCCUCUCAAAGUUCAUUACCAUCCAAAUCACUACAUAGAAUUCACCAACAUGUAAACAGUUUUCCUUCAUUCUCUCGACACCCAGCCUUCAAAAUUCAAAUUCCAAGGUUACGUUGUUUUAAGGACCAUCAUUCUCUCUCUCUCUCUCUCUCUCUCUCUCUCUCUCUCUCUCAAUCCUUUAAAUUAUAUAGUCUAGAAAGGAGAAGAGAACGCUACAUGAUAAUUCAGGCAUGGAAACCGGUAGAAGGAAUAGCUGAAAACAUCAUGGAGCUAAAAAUAUCAGAAAGAGCAAGCAGAGAUAGAUUAAUAGUGCCCAAAACUAUACCAGGAAAAAUAAGGAAAGCACACAGGACAUUAAUCCACUACGCACCAGCAUCGAUAAUGCAGCGUCUAUUCAGUGCGUUGCCAGCUCAUCUGAGGAAUAUAACUGGAGUGAGCGUAGAUGUGUUUAAGAAUAAGCUCGACAAAUAUCUAAACUGCAUCCCAGACCAUCCAAGAUUGGAAGAUGCAAAAUAUACCGGAAGAUGUACUAGCAACUCUCUGGUAGACAUUAGAGGUGCCUCACACUGAGGGACCUGGGGCAACCCGAACAAGAUGUAAGGUCUGUAAGGUCUAAGGUCUCUCUCAUUUCAGUUAUUUCAAUAUGCUAAUAUUUUCUAUUUUCACACAGUAUAUCACACGAAUAUAGUAUAUAUGUAUACAGUGGGUCCCCGUAUUCGCGGGGGAUGCGUACCAGAACCCCCCGUGAAUAGUUAGAACCCGCGAAUGUUUGGAACCCCUAUAAAAACGCUAAAAACAGCCUAUAUUGUUAGUUAAAACUCAAGAAAAACCCACUAAAAAUGUUCAUACUUGGUUUUUUUAAUAGUUUUAUCACAAAAAGUGCAUUUUACGAUGAAAUUGAUAAAAAAACCAGGAAUUUGGGGAUAUUUCUCAUAGAAAAAUACCAUGAAUGUGCGAAUUUUCCAUGAAUAAUGCAGGGAAACGUUCCCAAGAGAAAUCCGUGAAUGUGUGAGUCCGCAAAUCGGAUACGGGGGGGUCCACUGUACACACAUACACACACAGAUGUGUUUGUGUGUGUGUGUAGAAUACAAAUAUGUACCAGAAACCCUUGAUGAUGAUGAU